CGCUCCUGGAGCUACGGCUCGCGUCGCGCUCCGCCGGGACUCGGGGCGCGCGCGCUCCCCGCCCCGGCCGCCCGAAAACUCCAGCCCAGCCCGCGCCCGCCUCGCGCCCGCACGCGCGCUCACACCCCCACGCGCGCGCUCACACCCCCACGGACUUCUGGUCGGCCUCCCACCUCCACGCGCGCCCACUCCCACUCCUGCCCGCUUCUCUGUUGCCCCGCGGGCUCCGCGGGCGAGAGCGCCGAGGGGACCCACGGCCUUUUCCCCAUGGCUGACCUGAGCUUCAUCGAAGAUUCCGUCGCCUUCCCGGAGAAGGAGGAGGAUGAAGAGGAGGAGGAGGAGGGGGUGGAGUGGGGCUACGAAGAAGGUGUUGAGUGGGGCUUGGUGUUUCCUGAUGCUAAUGGGGAAUACCAGUCCCCCAUUAAUUUAAACUCAAGAGAAGCUAGAUAUGACCCCUCACUGCUGGAUGUCCGCCUCUCCCCAAAUUAUGUGGUCUGCCGGGACUGUGAAGUCACCAACGAUGGACAUACCAUUCAGGUUAUCCUGAAGUCAAAAUCAGUUCUAUCAGGAGGUCCAUUGCCUCAAGGGCAUGAAUUUGAACUGUAUGAAGUUAGAUUUCAUUGGGGGCGAGAAAACCAGCGUGGUUCUGAGCACACAGUUAAUUUCAAAGCUUUUCCCAUGGAGCUGCAUCUGAUCCACUGGAACUCUACCCUGUUCGGCAGUAUGGACGAGGCGGUGGGCAAGCCACACGGCAUUGCCAUCAUUGCUUUGUUUGUUCAGAUAGGAAAAGAACACGUAGGCUUGAAGGCUGUGACUGAAAUCCUCCAGGAUAUUCAGUACAAGGGGAAGUCCAAAACAAUACCCUGCUUUAAUCCUAACACUUUAUUACCAGAUCCUUUGCUUCGGGAUUAUUGGGUGUAUGAAGGCUCUCUUACCAUUCCGCCUUGCAGUGAAGGUGUUACCUGGAUAUUAUUCCGAUAUCCUUUAACGAUAUCCCAGCUGCAGAUCGAAGAAUUUCGAAGGCUGAGGACACACGUGAAGGGGGCAGAGCUUGUGGAAGGCUGUGAUGGGAUUUUGGGAGACAAUUUUAGACCCACUCAGCCACUUAGUGACAGAGUCAUUAGAGCUGCAUUUCAGUAGCCAAAGAGAAGAGGAACAAGACGGUCUUCAUCAGGGAGGAAGACAACGAUCCUAUAGUGCCCUUCGAUGAGAAACGGAAACUUUUGAGCUGCAGCUACGGUUGACCCUCAAAGCCUGCAUUGUUUGUCUUCAUCUAACCCAGCUCUGAUGGGCCUCUGUGACAGCUGCCUCUACAUGUGCUCUAAUGAAAUACUAGAAGUGGCUGUACAUUCAGAAGAACCCCAGUAUUCUAUAUCCAUACCACUGCUGCUAGGAUUCAGAUUUUAGCACAUACUGUUUUUUUGCUUAUGUGUAGAAGAAAUGAAACUAGUUUUCAGAGUUGUUAUUAAUAUGAAUAUAUAUCACAUAUUAAUACUGAGACAGGAAAAAUACACUCUCAGUGUUAGCGGUCCUUCAUUUCCUGUCUCAGAAAUUCACUCAUUUGGAGAAUAAUGUAAUUCUUAAUAAUAAAUAAGAGUUUUGAUCAGGAACAGCAUACGGCUUGCAAAUGGAACGUGAAAGAUUAGUGAAGGUCGUAUCGCAUGUUGUUCAGCCCUCCUGCCACAAGUAAUGUCAUGCUGGUUCUUAUGCAAAACAAUUUUGGAGCUAAUGCAACAACAGAAUCACUUUAUGUAUUUCUCAAAGGAUCAAAUUGAAUGUAGUAAUCUAAUUGAUUUAUCUGACAUAUUAGAAGCUCUGGUUUCUAGGAGUUUGAGAAAGGCAUAAAAAUAGGAUAAAAAGUAAGUGGGUACUACUUACCAGAAAAUAGCUUUAUUUUCAAUGAUAGAAACAUAAAUUUAAUAAUAUCCUAUAAUAAUUUAGUGUUGUACAUUUUGUAAGACCUUAAAAUAUUUUAUUCUAUGGAUUUUACUUUAGUAUAUUGAGACAUUGCUUUCUAAGAUAAUCCACAAUAUCUUUAUUUUAAUUAAUUUUAAGUGCUACUGGCAAAUGUAAGCAUAUGCUUAGAAGCAGUUAGAUGUGACAAAAUGAGAUAAUUUGUGUAAACUAGUAGUAUGCCUGGCACAAAGCAAGUACUUAAUAAAUGUUAUUUGUUGUUACAAUUAUUGUUGUAAAACUGCAAGCCUCAUAGUCCUAAUUUGGAGGGAUUUGGGGAUGCAAAAUGUCUAAGUCAGAAAUCAUACAGGUAAAAGGUGUAUACGUUGUGAGGUUUUGGAUGUGUUGUGGAGAGGCUGUGAUAAUGAAAGCAUUAAAUACAAAUAAAAAUCAUACCAAGUAUCCCUGAAAAAUGACAGCAAAGGAAGAUGCUGGUAGAGCCUUGUGCAGGGAGAGGCAGGAGCGGUGGCCAUGGCAGCAGAGUGAAGAAAAGCAGGAACUUGCAAAGGUUUGGGGUCCUCCCUGAGCCCUGGGCCACAGGAGGGCAGCAUUGGGCAGAGUCUCUGGGAAGUGGAGAGAAGCCCUGGAUCCUUCCUCUCUGUAGUUUCUCCUAUGCAAAAAUGAAGAAAUGGCAAAGCAUGGUUGCAAAAACUGCAACCUGUUUAAAGACCUCUCUCUUAGACUAAAACAUGCCACACACGCUGAACAUUGAUCGUAGGUGUCUCCUCAUUUGUAACUGAUAUCUAAAGAUGACCUCUGAAGAUCUCAUUUUCUUAUGGAUGAGAAGCCAGUCAAAAGGUGCCCUGGCAAUCUUUCAGUAGAGCCUGUGUUCGGGCCCUGAAAGCAGGGUGCAGGUCAAGUCUUGGACUUGACUUUUGUUGCUUCUUGUAGUCUCCAACCAUCUGUCCCUGAAAAACACAAACAUUAUCAAUUCAAAUAACCUUUAGGGAAAUAACUAGUUGCCCAUAUUUCCCCCUUCAAUGUUUUUUAGUUGAAGCAAUCAAAUUUACCAUCUGUUUUCUUAAGUGAGAAGAGGGACAUGAACUACUUGAUUCAGCUUGUGGUGUCCAUUGCUGAGGCCGUGUGUGUGGAGGCUUAGUAGUCUUUAAUAUAGGAAACCCCUUCUUCCUUUCUACACUUCGGUACCUCAGGCUCAGACUAUGAAUGCAGGUGUGAGAGUGAUGCUUGUGUAAGAAUGAAUCUGAAAGUGUAAUUUGUAAAUCAACACAAGCACAAAUAACUGAUCUCCAAUCUAUCCUCCCUUUGACCGUGUCCUGGGGAAGGAAAGUGAAAGGUAUGUAAGGGCCCUGAAAUUGAGGAAGGAGCCUCCCAAGCAAAAGUGUGUGUGUAUGUGUGUGUGUGUGUGUGUGUGUGUUGGGGGGUGGGUGAAGGGGGUGUGGGGGAGUUAACUUGGGAUAAAUGACAAAUUUUAUGGAUCUUGAAAUGUAAUUUAGGGUGGAUUUGUUUACCUAACAGGAAAAAAAAAA
Molecule: messenger RNA, 3440 nt
Organism: Mustela erminea (ermine)
Lineage: Eukaryota; Metazoa; Chordata; Mammalia; Carnivora; Mustelidae
Gene: CA8
Product: carbonic anhydrase 8
Exons: 9
Coding region: 268-1140 (290 amino acids)
Molecular function (GO): zinc ion binding; carbonate dehydratase activity
Source: RefSeq, a predicted model, not a curated record